UUUUAGACAAAAAGAAAAGAUGAGUACGGAAUCAAAAGCAAAACCUGACGAAUCCAAAAUGAAAAAAGCCAGCAAAGCAGCGGCAUACGGCAUGGAAACGGACACCAUGACGUUACAACGCUUCGUUCUUCGAAAUCAACGAAAGCAUCCCACAGCAACCGGUGAUCUUACUAAUCUCUUGACAUCACUACUUACUGCUAUUAAGGCGAUUUCAAGUGCAGUUCGAAAAGCAGGUAUUGUACGAUUGACAGGAUUAGCAGGCAAACAAAACAUACAAGGUGAAGAUGUCAAAAAAUUGGAUAUUAUUAGCAACGAAUACAUGAUCAACAUGCUUGAAUCAUCCUACACUACAUGCGCAAUGAUUUCGGAAGAAAAUGAUGAGCUGAUCAAAGUAGCCCCUUCUAAACAAGGUAAGUAUAUCGUGACCUUUGACCCACUGGAUGGAUCGUCAAACAUUGACUGCUUAGCAUCAAUUGGUACAAUUUUCGGAAUCUACAAAAAACAAUCGGAUAGUCCAGUUUCCACGGUUGAUUUUCUACAAAGUGGACGAAACAUGGUUGCAGCUGGUUACGCUCUGUAUGGUUCCGCCACUAUGCUCGUGCUUUCAACGGGAAGUGGCGUUAACGGAUUCACACUCGAUCCUAGUGUUGGUGAAUUCAUCCUAACAAAUCAACAAAUGAGAAUACCGCAAAAAGGUGAAAUCUAUAGUAUUAAUGAAGGAUAUACAUCUAAAUGGUCCAAAGGUGUCCAAGAAUACGUACAUACCAGAAAAUAUCCAUCAGAUGGUGAACCUAUGAAUGCACGCUAUGUUGGAUCCAUGGUUUCUGAUAUACACCGUACUUUACUUCAUGGUGGUAUUUUUAUGUAUCCUGCAAUGAAGGAUAAGCCAAUGGGAAAGCUUCGGCUUCUCUACGAAGGCAUUCCAAUGUCAUACAUCAUAGAAAAAGCUGGUGGAAUGGCAACGAAUGGAAUUAAACCCAUACUUGAUAUUGUGCCAACAUCAAUUCACGAUCGGAGUCCAAUAUUCCUUGGUUCUCCCGAUGAUGUACAGGAACUUAUGGAUUUCAUCAAGAAAUAUGAUUCAUAA
Messenger RNA from Loa loa (African eye worm), 1087 nucleotides. Its product is annotated as fructose-1,6-bisphosphatase. Gene Ontology annotation, molecular function: fructose 1,6-bisphosphate 1-phosphatase activity. The coding region runs from base 20 to 1087 and encodes 355 amino acids. The transcript is spliced from 6 exons. Gene Ontology annotation, cellular component: cytoplasm; cytosol. NCBI's taxonomy places the organism in Eukaryota, Metazoa, Nematoda, Chromadorea, Rhabditida, Onchocercidae. The record is from RefSeq and is a predicted model, not a curated record. Gene Ontology annotation, biological process: fructose metabolic process; fructose 1,6-bisphosphate metabolic process; fructose 6-phosphate metabolic process.